Molecule: messenger RNA, 6969 nt
Organism: Mizuhopecten yessoensis (Yesso scallop)
Lineage: Eukaryota; Metazoa; Mollusca; Bivalvia; Pectinida; Pectinidae
Product: TRAF-type zinc finger domain-containing protein 1-like
Exons: 11
Coding region: 321-2582 (753 amino acids)
Molecular function (GO): zinc ion binding
Source: RefSeq, a predicted model, not a curated record
UUGACAGAUAUUUGUGUUGACUUCGAUGACAGGUAGCUUGCCAAAGAGGAAUAUAUUGGAAUGCGAUGUGGAAAUUUUCCCAUUCUUAAUGUAUUUGGACAGAACAACUUGAACAGUUCAGUUCGAUACGUCAUGUACGGUUGGACUGUUUUAGUUUCACUACUAAAGUUCUAGGAACCGCUUUCAUUCGGACAACGACUACUUUCACAUUGUCCAUUGUGAUUGUGUGGUUGGGAAGACAAUCACACCUUUGUUUUGAUGUAGACCUAAACUGUGUUUUUAUCGUUGCCCUUUAUAUAUUGUUAAAACAUACCACAACAAUGGCAGAAAACGCGGCACCUGACACAAAGUUUUGUUCAAAUUGCAAGAGGGAUAUAAAUGCCGCCAAUUUUAUGAUGCAUGAGAUGCAUUGUAAACGGCACAUCUCGCUGUGUCAACACUGCCAGGAGCCUAUCCCCAAGGCGGAAAUGGACAUCCAUUUCGAGGAAAGCCAUGCCAAAAUCAACUGUGAAAAAUGUCACCAGCCAGUGGAGAAAAUGAAUUUGGAACAACAUGAGGAGCAAGAAUGUCCAAAGCGUCAAAUGAAGUGUGCUUAUUGUGAAAUGGAUGUGGCUCAACAGGAUCUUGAGGCCCAUCUGGGCUACUGUGGCACACGGACGGAACCGUGUGCUCACUGUGGCCAGUACAUUAUGAUCAAAGAUCAGGUUAAACAUGAGGACAGCAACUGUACAUACCCACAGCCUAAACCAACUAAUGGCAGGGAGUUUAAUAGACAGUUGUCCAAUGGAAAUGGUCCUACCAGCAAUGGGGAAGGAGUUGGUGCAGCCUUUUCUGAUGACAUGCUAUUUGGCACUGGGGAAAUCAAUACUUUUGAGUUUAAGGAGAUUCAGAGGAUUCUGACUAAGCCUGAAAUCAGUGGAGCAGCAGGUCAAAGGGUUCGAGGGAGUCAACAAAGGGACACUGAAAAACCGAAAAAGGCAACAAGAAAGAAAUCCAAUGACAAAAAUAAGAAAUCAGAUCUAAAUCGACUAAGAGAGCAGGCCAGCAGUAGCCAACCAGACACAGGUUCCGCCUACAACGAGGAGCAGGACAGACUUCUAGCUCUGGCUCUAUCCGAGGACCUGCACAACGAUGAAGGCAUUGACCAGUACAUACGUACCAUAGAUAAACCAAGAAUCUCUCUCACUCCAGACAGUCCACUGUAUGAGGAUGGCUUCGGAAAUCCAGCAAACUUACACUCAAGUUUUGGAGAUCUUUCUGUGUUACCUUGUGAGUUUUGUGGCCAUGCUGUUCCAGUGGAUGACCUUGUUAUACAUCAGAGCUCCUGUAUAGAAGAUCCCCUUAGUUCUUUGAUGCCCCAGACAGCUUCCUCAGACACUCCAACCCAAGAGCAAUCAGAGGAUAACCGAUACAGGGGUGCCGCUCCAGAGUGUAGACAGCCUCCCCCAAUCAUCAAUAACCUUGUUCCCGAGUCCUCUGCGCCCCAACAGUGGUUUGAACAGAUGAUCUCACCAGAAGAAGAGAAUUUUGCUGAAGAUUUCCUGCUGCCUUGUGAAUUCUGUGAGGAGUUGUUUCCCCAUGAAAUCUUAGUACAACACCAGGCUGUAUGUACCACUGACAGUGGUAGAGCGACACCAUUGGUCACAACUUCCCCUACAACAAGGAUAGCAGAUCCCUCCAACAGGCGCGGCCAGCCAACAGUGGAGGAACCUUUGUCUUCUCGUGUAAGGAAACGUCAGCCUGCUCCAGAUAUAGCCAGCAUUCUGAGUGAAAGUCCUGACAAUCGGCGUAAACAGCCUGGUACCUCCUCACGAACAAGUUCAAAAAACUUGACUUCACAUUCUCAGCAUCUGAAAUCCACCAUGGAGAAGUAUGGUGUGGCAGCCGAUGAUUCAUACAAGCAGCGGGCAGUGCGUCGGGCUCUGAGGCACCAAAACUCACAUGAGGAGGACGAGGAUGUGUCUCCACGUCCCAGGACCGGGAAGUCAGCGGGAAGAAGGGGCCCCACUACUAAGAAUACUCUUGACAGUCUCCUGCAAGUUGAUCCUCCAAAUCCUGUUAGACCAUCACAUGAUCUGCUAGGUCAUGUGACCACAACAUCCUCCACAAGAAAAAGUAGUAAAGACAAUUUGAAUUCUUCUAGACAGACAAGGCAGAUGAGUGUUCCAUCCGAGUCCUUUUCCGGUGCUAGAACAUCUAAAAAGUAUGAUGCGACUUCCUCCAGCUUAUACGGUGACACCAGUAGGACAGUCAGAGGUGGUGAUACUGCUGCUUCCAGGAGGCCCCAGGGAUCACUGACUGCUCGUGAUGUCCAGCAGGAACUUGACACGAUUCCAGGAGAUAGGUCAACGUUCACAUUAGGAAAUAGCAGUACUAUUGGAGCCAGGAGAGCUAGAAAUUCCCUGGGGUCUGAGGAUCUGACGGCAUCCAAUAUUCGCACAACGUCUACAACCCCAGGGUCAGCCAGGCGUGACCGAGGGAAUGGCAUCUUCUCACAUGGACAGACAACCAGCUCAAGUACUACCAACACCCGCUCAACUAGAGUUCCCCGUGCUCACCGAGACCAUGAUCCUCACCACUGAUACAUGUGAGCCUCUAUAACCUGGUCAACCGUUGGAUCACUGAGCCUUUGUAGCCUGGUCUAUCAUUGGAUUACUGUGAGCCUCUGUAGCCUGGUCUAUCAUUGGAUUACUGUGAGCCUCUGUUACCUUGUCUAUCAUUGGAUCACUGUGAGCCUCUGUAACCUGGCCUACCAUUGGAUCACUGAGCUUCUGUAACCUGGCCUAUCAUUGGAUCACUAAGCCUCUGUAACCUGACCUACCAUUGGAUCACUGUGAGUCUCUGUAACCUGGCCUACCAUUGGAUCACUGUGAGCCUCUAUAACCUGGCCUACCAGUGGAUCACUGCGAGCCUCUGUAACCUGGCCUGUCAUUGGAUACUGUAGCUCUCUGUAACAUGCCCUACCAUUGGAUAUCUGUGGUUCUCAGUAACCUGGUCUUCCAUUGGUUACUUGUGAUCCUCAGCCUGUCACCUGGUCUACCAUUGGAUACCUGUGAGCCUUUGUCUGUAAACUGGUCUACCAUUCUACAAUCAGCUCCAUGCCCUGGUCUUUCAGAUGACAUACAUGUGAGGACUUAAGAUCAGGAUGUAGGGAGCUUUGAGGUUGUCCUUUAGUCUGAGCGUCACUUGUAAUAUUUCACCAGGACAUGUACAUGGAGUAAAAACUUGCCAAAAUUUUACAUAUCAACUAUUUUUUUCUAUCCUGCUUGCAAAAUAUUUCAGCUGUUGAGAAAGGUGUUUCAAAUACAUUUUAUAGAAUGUGCUCAUUACUAUUGUUAGUACAUUUUAAAUUAAAACUUGCUGCAUGAUGAAUUUGAAAGGAAACAUAUGUUGUGAGACCCGAGCGUUAGUUGUAUUAUAAACCCCGCUGUACUGUAGGUACAACAACAAGACCCCCAUUUUUUAUCAGAUCUGGUUAUAAGUCAUUGCUGGCUUUAUACAAGUGUGAGGGCACUGUACUUAUAUCUUAAAUGUUUUAUAUGUUAUCUGGUUUGGAUGAAGAUUCUUUGACACAAACGUCCGUUGUUAUAAGGACCUAAUGUUAACUGUAUGUGUAAGUGUAUUAUGUUUCUAGGUACAAUCUUGCUGCAAUAUAAACUAUUGAUGUUUGAAGAAGCAGUGCAUGACUCCAUCAGAAAUUCAGAUGAUAAUUUUGUUGAUAAUCUUUCAGCAUUAUGUUUGAGUGUAAUGAAACAUGAUGAUAACUGAUUCAUAGCUAGUCAUACUGUCUCGGCCCACAAUGUUGAAAUGUAUUUAAAGAAAAAUAUACUUUAGUAAAUAAUUGAAAUAUACAUGUUAGUAUUACAUGUUGAGGAGAAUUGGCUGACCCUAGGUCAGAGAUCAUUUUUGUCUCAAUCCUUUGCAUAUAUGACAAAUGUCUAGGGUAAGAGUGAAAUAUAAUUUCUAUCUUACAACCCAUUCCACAUACAUGACGUCUCAACGGGACAAAAAUACCAAGACAUCACAAAAUCAGGAACACUCUGAUGCUGCGUUGUGGAUAUCACAAUGAUUUCUUGUGGUUUCUGAGCCAUUCUGGUGAUUGGCAUGACAGAAAAAUCCUCUAUCAUGCCCAGAGGUGUAGGAUAGGAAAAUUCCACACUCAGGAUUUUUAAAUGAUGAUGUAAAACCCUUGGCAAACCUCAGGCUUUUCCCUAUUUGAAAAACCCUUGGAUGAAAUUUCCCUAUCCUAAAAUCCUCAACAUGAAAGAGUCUUAUUAAAUAUUUUUUCCAACCUUGCCUUUGUACAUUGUGAGCUCAGUAAUUAGCCUAAUUUGACAAAUCUUAUUUUAUACAGAUUUUAUCUAGUUUAGCCAGUUUGUGGUUUAGGAGUAGAAAUUUUGUUUAUCAUCUUUGGGCGUAUUUGUGAGCUAAGAAGUAAGUUAUGAUAUUAAAUUAGGUACAGACAAUGGGUAUUAUAGAAGGAUUUACGGUAUUGGUAACUUCUUAAAACAAAACUCCUGAGUUGUAGACAAAGAAAGUGCUUAAUAUAUAUAUAUAAUACUCUAUCGACAGUAGACAGUAAAUAGACCCCAAUCUUCCUUUGAUUUAUGAAUUGUCUGUGAUUAAAAAAAAUGAUAACAAGUCCAGUAUAUGAAUGCCUUAGAUUUGCAUGACAAUUUCUCAUACUGAGGACAAUGACAAUUCCUUAUACCAAGAACAGGAAUUUUCUUACUCUGGACCAACAUUUUCUUGGUGUUAGAUCACUUUGAUCCCUCAAUAGUUAGACACCCUCUACAUUUUUGUGAUGUUGCAUUGACACAAAUGAGACCAUUUUAAUUUAUGUAAGACAUAUCAUUUUUUUUCAAGAAACAAUUCCUUUUAGAGUUUGGUUUUCUCAUUCCCCACAUUAGGGAUAAGGGGAACAGAAUAAUUAAACACCCCCUCCACCCUGAUGUGAAGCAGUGUAAUAACAUUUGAUAAGCGAUUAUCCUUUGUAUACUGGUAGUUGGAGCAGAGCACUUCAGUAAACAUCCAGGAUCUUGGUCAGUUAUAUAUAUAUGAUUGUCACAUUGGCUAUUAGCGUUAUGAUUAUUUUCGGUCAAGGAUUGAAGGGAUUACCAAUCUCUACAUUAACUAUAUUUUGUUUGAUGUGACUUUGUUUUGUUAGUAAUGCUGAAGACAUGUUUUUGUUAAAAUUUCAGCUGCAUGCUUGUUGACAUAUUGUUACAGAUGUUGUAACCAUAUUCUCUUCCGUGAGCUCAUAUGGUGUAUAUGGUCAUUUAGUUGAUUUAAUAUCUUACAGUAAUACUAUAGAUGUGAAUGACUUCUAGCAUACCUGGCCCAAAGGUCCCAAGUGUUUAGCUGAUGCUGUUGUGCAGUGUCCGUUGUCCAUCAGACAUUUACUUCUUACUUUAAUUGACUUCAGAAUAACCAACAAGCCGACGUUGAUUAUAGUUUGCCAGCAGCAUGCAAGAUAUGGUGGGCUCAAUUUUUUUCCCCAAAUCAAUGCCCAUGACCCACUUUCAAACUCAUAGAGAAUAAAUUUCUAAAACCUUCCAAAAAUGUCUUCGCAAUAACCAAUAAGAUACCCAGAGUGAUCAUAUGUGGCCAGCGAGAUGCUUGAAAAAAAAGAUAAGUUUGUUUGAAAGAUUGUUACCCUCUUUCAAAGUCUCAGGGUUCAAAUUUGUUAAAACAUUUCAACAAGUUCUGAAUAACAAAGGCAAACAUUGACAUUUUGCUGUGUAGUAUGUGUGAAUGUAUAAAGAGCUGUCAAGGUUGUUUAAAUGUAAUGACUGUGACCUUCUUUCAAAUCACAGGAGUCAAAUGUUUUAUAAAACAUUUUGAAAGAUUCUCUAAAUAAUCAAGUUGUGAAGAGGUCUAGGGUCAUAAAAUUAGCCUGUUGCAUGCUAGAGUAAAAGGCCAUCAAUUUUAUCACGUUGAUUCAUUUUUGACAUAAUUUGAAGGUCACAGCACUUAUAUUGGACCUCUUGUUAGUUGUUACAUUUUCUUUUGAAAUGGAAGGUAUUUUAAUAUUAGUAUCUAUAUUAUUUGAAUGCAGGUCUUAUAUACAUUUAUGAUGAGGGUAUUUGUACAAAAUUCUUACUAGUUUUGUUGCUGCUUCAAUAGCUUUAUUUCACUAUGGUAUUUUUUCAGUUUAUUUAGCCACUACCAAUCACCCUUCCUUCAUUUAUGAAUCUUGUGCUUAUUUUUAAAUUUUGCAAGUACAUUUUCCUAGUUCCUGAGUGCACCUGAUAUAAACAGCACUAACUUUUAUUGCAAAAUAUAAUUGACAUCAAAAACCCUAAGAUUUUUGUUUGGGGAUUCAUGUCUUCAAAAUAGCUACGGUCAUGGGUCAUAGGUGUCUGUGAUAAUGGUACUACCGAUGAAAUCUGUCUUUAAAGAUAUGAAGAUGAAUUAUUAUUUAAUUAGUAAAGUUAGGGUUGAAGAUAGAAACCUUUAUUUACCGAGUUAUGAAAAAGGUAAUUAUAUACAAGACCUUGUUGGAGUACGGUGUUUAUGAAGGCCUGAACAACCGGUAGGUCCGUUUUUAAAUGUAACAUAUUCGGGUAUAAAUCCCAACGGACCUGCAAAUGUUUAUGCAGGCCUUGCAAGGCUAACCUGAAAGCACCAUCAGAUUUCUGGGUUUGACCUUAUUUCAUAAACGAACAACUCUGGUCCGACCGGUUCAACUUUUUGGACAUCGAUAAACGAUAACAGUCCAGGUUUCACAGUGCUCUAUACAUAAAUGGAGUUCUUAUCUGGUAGAAGUACAAUAUGUCAUAGGCUAUGUGAGGAGUGUAUUAUCAAAUUUCUUACAUUUUUUUGUUUGCUGAAAAGAUACGAAAAAUUAGAAAGUUUGCUCUAAUUAGUACAAAAAUGUUGAUUUAUUGGAGAAAAUAAACCUGUUAAAAGUCCCAUUUAAUUUCACACCGAGUAUUUAUUAAUAAAUCUGAAUUGAUGAUAGUGCAA